Molecule: messenger RNA, 3352 nt
Organism: Schistocerca piceifrons (Central American locust)
Lineage: Eukaryota; Metazoa; Arthropoda; Insecta; Orthoptera; Acrididae
Exons: 9
Coding region: 869-2239 (456 amino acids)
Source: RefSeq, a predicted model, not a curated record
CAUAGUGAAGGAAAUAAUUCAAAAAGUUUAUGAACCCCGGCCGUUAGGCAUGACAUUCUGUCGCGCUGACCACUCAGCUACCAGGGGCGGACAACUCUAUGGUUUUCGAGCCAAAUAAAGCCGACAAAUGUCGCCGGAGAGCGCAAAAUCACGUUAACCAGAUCAUCCUGUUGCCGACGGCGCUGUAUCUCGUGACUCUGGAUAUCCCGUCUGCGUGCACGACAACAUUUGCUACCCCGCCCCUUGUUCUGACGGCUUAACGAGCAUGGCUAACGAGGCGAGUCAGUCAAUAGACUGAUAAAAAAAAAGAACCUGAACGACGAAGUUACCAUUUGGGGACAAAGAUGUAACAUAAUAUGGUCCUAACCGCGUGACUGUCUUGGCUCAAAUGGUUCAAAUGGCUAUGAGCACUAUGGGAAUCUGAGGUCACCAGUCCCCUAGACUUAGAACUAUUUAAACCUAACUAACUGCCCGAGGCAGGAUUCGAACCUGCGACGUAGCGGUCGCGCGGUUUCAGACUGUAGCGCCUAGAACCGCUCGGCCACUCCGGCCGGCCGACUGUCUUGGAGCGCACACCUGCAACAAUAUAAAUCCCGUUUAGGGGGCAGCGGAGUGUGCAAGUAAGACAACAGGUAAGCGAGUGUGGUGGUGCCGAGCUCGGAUGGGCUGGAGGCCUUCCUGCUGGCGCAGGCAAGUUGAGCGGACGGCACGGGCCCGUACGAGUGCUACCCAGCUGUUGCCCGCCGGGAGCCACGGGCCGCCCGGGUAACAGGACUCGCGCGCAAGCCUGCGUGGCGGGCCGUGACCACCCUUCCUGCCGCCUUCGCCUCCGCCGUCUCCGCCAGUUGGCUCCCGACUCCUUCGCGACAUGCAGCGUCUUCCCAGCAGCCUCUGGCCAUCGCUACUGACCGCUCUCCUCUCGGUACACCACGUGCACUGUCAGGACUACUAUGUGUCGGACAUCCACUGCACGUUCGGAGGCAGCAGCAGCAGCGACAGCGCGGCAGCCGCCCCCGGCGUCCGCGACUCCAUCUCGGCGCGGCUGCGAAAACCGGAAGGGUUCCGCGGGUCGCCGCUGUUCGCGGACGAGCGCCAGGCGGACCCCCUGACCGACCCCGUCUGCCAGAUCCGGCCCGAGCCCGCCGACCCCGAGCAGCUCUCCUAUCGCCUACUGGUCACCGACUUCUCGCGCUGCGGCGUCCUGCGCCGCAAUGGCUUCGUGCACGUGCGCAUCUGGUUCCCGCAGUUCCCCGGCGUGGUGAUGAUGUCGGACCAGGAACUCAUCAUCAUGUGCAAGCCGCCGGAGCCCACCAUCAUCGAGAACAAGGCGGCAGGGUUCGCCGGUAGCUUCGCCCACGGGGCCCGCGUGUCGGGCGUGGCGGAGGAGUCCCCCGGGCGGCUGGAGUACGAGGUGGCGCUGUACAAGGAGGCGCCGCCAGCGCGCGUCGGCAACCUGACCGGCGAGCUGCCCGUGGACCAGGCCGUGCCCAUCGGCACCAAGCUGCAGCUGCGCGCGCGCAUCAACCCAGACUCCGCGUGGAAGUUCGUCAAGCUGACGGAGGUCGCUGUCUCUCCCGACGCCGACGACCCGCAUGCGGCAGGCAGCGUCGCCCUCGUCAAGGACGGGUGCCGGAACAACGACUUUGUGACGAUCAUCCCGCACCAGCCGGCACGCUACCGCGACCGCAACAACGAGGUCUUCCUGGACUUCGAGGCGUUCCUGCUGAGCGGCAUGCAGGAGCGCGCCACCCUCUGGAUACACUCGCAGAUCAAAGCCUGCAUGGACGCCGCCGACUGCCAGCCCGAGUACUGCCUGGACGUGCUGGAGCCGGCGGGCCAUGGCCGCAGGAGGCGAGACGAGGCCGGCGCCGGAGGCGGGGGCGGCGGCGGGGGCGGCGCCGGAAGUGGCGGCAACAGCAGUGAGCAGGCGGGGGAAGCCCCGGCUGGCCCGGCGCAGGCCCACCACGCGGCGUCCUCCGCCAGAUUCCGCGAGAACAUCGAGUUCUCCGUGCUCAUGCCGAGAGACUUGUAUCGACGGCCAGGUCAAGGAGCAGCACUCACAGGUGAUGGACCAUGUUCUACAAUGGCACUGAUAACUGGUCUGCUUGGCACGCUAUUGUUCCUGGCAACACUAGCCGUUUGCUACCUGGCAACAAGACUUAGAGACGCUGCUUCCGUCGACCGAGCCCUUCGUCAUGCUAAAACUGGUGGUUACACAGGCCGCAGCCUUGUCCAGUGAUGGUGCAAAACUGAACACUCAAAAGAUUAAUUGAAUUUUGGGACAUCUCAUGGCAAUAAAGUUUCAUAAUGGGUUCUAAGCAAAGGUAACAUGGAUGAAUUCAUGUUAAGCUUGAGAUGCUUUGGGAAAGGUUGAGGGAGGUGCUGGAGACAAAACAGAUGGCCACAAAGGCCAAAGACUAUUGUGAUUAAAUAUACAGAAAAGUUCAAUUGCUGAACUUUUCAGUUCUCAUUACAGUAACAAGUUUAUCUUAUACAUGAAACUACUAGUAAGUUCCUUGUUCAAUUUUCAAAUCAUUUUCAUUAUCCAAUCUGAUGAAAAUGAAAUUAUGAAUGACACGGGUAGUGUUGCAUUGUUCACAAGAGUGAGAGUACUGCAACUAUAUGUACAAACACCCACCACAGAACAGAGGUCAAGGGCUGUUUUAGUGUGCAGUUAAGACUUGAGUAAUAGCCUUAAUUCUACAGACAGCAAAUUCUGUAAUUUCCAAAGAAACUAGAAGAUUUUUUCCCCCUUUAACUCUGCUUGUAUUUAGACUUUUUCUUAAGGUCAAGAAAGGAAAAAUCCAAACUUUAUGAAUGUAACAAAAAGGAUGAGAAAACAGUUUAGUUCAACUCAACAAAAUUAUAAAACAAAUAGGUUCUAUAUUUUAAAAUCACAAAAUGUUAUUUACAUGUUCUAUAAUAUUAUGUUAUAAGCUUUUAUAAUACAUAAAUAUAAUUUAUUGAUGGUUAUCAAAUUAGCAACAGUUUCAACGCAGGUACCAAGAUUUAAAUUUCAGUGACUUUUAAAAUAAUCAACAAUGACUAGUUUAACAUACUGGAAAAUUUUUCCUUACAAGGUUCACAAUUGGAUAUAUAAAUAUUUGCGUUGCAGUAUAUACCGGAAUUUAGGCAAGUGGUGACCUACUGAAAUUUUGAUCAGAUUUGAUGGUAAAGUCUACAAAAAGGUUGCACACACACUUUGACUUGUAUAAAAUAUACAAAUGUGCAAUACCACAAGCAUUAAAAUCUGGUAACAGGUAAACUGCAGUGCAAUUAUGUACAAUUUAACAUUUUAACAAACAACAACAGUACUUCAACAGAUGAAAGGUUUAAAAUUUAAUUUAUAAAU